AUAAAACCCGAACCCCGCCAUUCCAUUGCCGGAAACCGCGCCUUGUGGACGAUCACUUUUGGAAACGUCUCUCAGUGUGUGACGUGCCAGUCGUCGUACCACAAAUAAUUACAGCCCCAGAAGCAAAAUGCUUUCGCCACAUCGAGGCGGCAAGGAAAGCGAGGCGGCAGGCAAAAAACAGGGCAAAACGGGGAAGAGUCACUCGGAAAGGGAGCCUCGCGGGGGCGGCGACAAGACAGGCCACCAACAAUCCACAUCGCAUCAACAGGAGGCACCAAGUGAUGGUCUGGAGCUGUCAAAUGAGGGUCAAGGGGAACCCGAAGACGACGGUCUCGGCAACAACGAGACAAACUAUCAUUUCGACUGGCGAAAUGAUGGCAGUGCCAACGAUCAUGCAACAGGCACCGGAGCGUCACAGUGGUCGGCGUGGAAUGGAGAGUGGGAUGUGCAAUAUUCCUUGAAGGGAGAAGGACCGGAGCCCGGAAAUCCCCCAAGUUCGGUAUCACAUGCCAGCAAGCCUCCAUCCAAAGGCAAGCAACACGAGCCUCGACAGAGGCACAUUGAAAAACAUACCGAGGCGCCCCCUGAGGAACCUUCGUCGUACGACCAGUCAGCCGGGGCGAGCGCCUCGCCGAAUGUUGUACCUCACGGAUAUUACGGAGAGCCGUACCAAUAUGACGGUCAACUGCUAGAUCAAUUUUCUCAGGUGUCUCUCUACGGUGAUCCCACAACUCAGGACGAUUAUGUGCCUGCACUUGGCUACGAGGGAGGAAGUGGUGAUUAUGAUGCACUCUAUAGGCAUGGCGGACAACAAGCAGAACCUCCUGUCAGGGAGGAACCCGAGUCUGUGAGUCGUCGUUUACCAUUUCGCCUCUCGAGGUGCACAUCGCUCACUACAGAGGCAGAAGUAUGAUGUGUCCUUGCACUUCAAGAUGAAACUGAAGGAGAAAUGGAAGGACGCCCGGGGGAUGUUCGACACCGGGAACCGGGCCGGAUCCCUUAUUCUGUGUGACACCGUCUUUAGUCUGGGUUACCGUCACGAAGACAUCGACUUUAGCCGCAUGAUGGCCC
Molecule: messenger RNA, 1071 nt
Organism: Phialemonium atrogriseum
Lineage: Eukaryota; Fungi; Ascomycota; Sordariomycetes; Cephalothecales; Cephalothecaceae
Exons: 1
Coding region: 128-913 (261 amino acids)
Source: RefSeq, a predicted model, not a curated record